This is a messenger RNA of Boleophthalmus pectinirostris (great blue-spotted mudskipper), 2766 nucleotides long. It is a transcript of the gene zbtb1, whose product is annotated as zinc finger and BTB domain containing 1. The transcript is spliced from 8 exons. The record is from RefSeq and is a predicted model, not a curated record. Bases 701 to 2647 code for a protein of 648 amino acids. Gene Ontology annotation, cellular component: nucleus. Lineage: Eukaryota; Metazoa; Chordata; Actinopteri; Gobiiformes; Gobiidae. Gene Ontology annotation, molecular function: RNA polymerase II transcription regulatory region sequence-specific DNA binding; DNA-binding transcription factor activity, RNA polymerase II-specific; protein binding. Gene Ontology annotation, biological process: negative regulation of transcription by RNA polymerase II; regulation of immune system process; regulation of cytokine production.
GGCAGGAGAGAGAGGAGCAGCUCCUGAGUUUAACAGAAAAGUCCAAAGACCUGCCCCAGUCCGGGUCAGGUCCUGCUUUAGGCCCGCUUUAAACUAGUCCCGGUUUAGAACCGGUCUAGAACCGUUCUAGACCCGGUCUGGUCCCGGUUCAGUCUCCCUCAGUCCCCGCGUUUGUGUCUCUGAUAAAUUAGUCCCAGAUCAAAGACCUGAUGGACCUGCAGCUCCACACGAGCCCCGCGUGCGGGUCUGGAUCAGGACUAGACCAGAACUGGACCAGGUCUAGAUCAGGACUUUAACAGGUCCAGAUUAGGACCAGAUCAGGUCCAGAGCAGGACCAGACUGCAGGUUUUUGGUUUGGUUUUAUUGCUCUGGGAAAGUUUUGGCUCAGAACCAGCCCCGGUCUGACCCGGGUCUGGCCCGGUUCGGCCCGGUUUGGCCCACUCGAGUGUUUCCUUUUGUUAUUUUGAAGGGCGCGUGCGGGAAGUGCGGUGCGUGUGGUGCGUGAUGACGCAGAGUUUGUGCGGAAGAGUCGAGUCCCGCAGAAGCAGCGGACUGUGCCCCAGACUCUGCCCCGCUCCAGAGCGCGACAUCCGGCCUCAAACCCCGCGGAGUCCCGCUCCUCCUCACGCUCCACGACACCGGGACCUGCGCUCCGCCCGCGCCGCCCGAGGGAGCGCCCGCGCCGGCCACAGGAGCCGCGAUGCCCUCCCCUCACGCGGAGCACGUGUUGGACCAGUUGGACGCGCAGAGGGAGUGGGGCUUCUUGUGUGACGUCCUCGUGUCCAUCGGGGACACUCAGUUCCGGGCGCACAGGGCCGUCCUCGCCGCCUGCUCCGCCUUCUUCAGGAUGCUCUUCAUCCAAUCAGACUGCAGGGGGCAGCAGAGCGUCGACCUGAGCCACACGGGCCUCAGCGCCACCAGCUUCGACCGAGUACUGCAGUACAUGUACCAGGGCCGCGUGUCUACUACAGACAGUCUGGACUUUGAAGACCUGAAGACCUCCAUGCAGCAGCUGCAGAUGUACUACGUCCCUGAGUCUCUGGAGGAACUUGGCCGAGUCCAGGGUCCAAACUCUGGGACUAAACUCAUGUUUGGGGUCCGAAUGUUUCCCUCAAGACCAGGACCAGAACCAAGACCAGAAACCAGGCCAGGACUUGAGACCAGAGCAGGACUAGAGACCAGAGCAGGACUUGAGACCAGGGCAGGACUAGAGAACAGACUGGGACCAGAGACCAGCAGCUCCACGGGGAACAGUCGGCCCAUCUCGGUGGAGGAGGUGUCGGUUCUGGCGGUGCCGCCCGUGCUGGCGGCGCCGCCUCUGGGGGAGGCGGAGCCUUGUGACCUUCGCCGGACGCUGCGUAAAACCUCGGAGCGUCUGAAGGAGCGUCCGCGCUUCGGCCGAACCUUCACCUGCGACGACUGCGGCUUCGUCUUCAGCUGCGAAAAACUCCUCAUCGAGCACAUCCUGACCUGCACCAACCGCAAGAACCCGCCCCCGGUCCAGACCCGGGACCAGGACCGGGACCAGAGCAGAGACCAGGCCCGGGACCACGGCCGGGAUCACGCCCGGGACCACGGCCGCCUCUACCACACAGACACCGAGUCCAGCCCGGACUCCGGCGACACCAGAGUCAAGACCGAGACCGAGGACUGGACCAGGACCGACCCGGGACCCGGCGUCUCCGUCAAGUCGGAACCGGACGACUCGGAACCCGGCGGCUCCCACAAAAACCAGGAGCAGAGUCCGGACCAGGACUCGGCCAAGAGGAUCAAACUGGAGCCGGGUCUGGACCCAAGUCUGGACCCCGGUCUGGACUCGGGUCUGGACCAGGACUCGGAGUCUCGGUGUGAGCUGUGUGGACUGGAGCUCAAGGGUCAGGACCUGUCGGGUCACUACCUGUCGGACCACACCAGUCACAUGUGCGCCUGCGGCAGGUGCGGGCAGGUGCUGAUCAAAGGCCGGCAGCUGCAGGAGCACGCCCAGCGCUGCGCCCAGAACCCGGACCGGAACCAGGACCUGAGCCAAGACCUGACCCAAGACCUGAGCCAAGACCUGAGCCCGGAUCCAAACCAGAGCCAGGACCACCCCGAGAACCCCGAGGAAGACUCCGAGGAGGAAGACCACGAGGAAGAGGAGAUGGAAGCCUGCCACCUGCUGGACGCGUGUGAGAACGUCGGCGCGUCAUUGGCCGGCUUGGUGCCCGCCGCCUUCUCAUUGGACGAGCCGCGGCGGCGUCACUUCUGCGGGAUUUGUGGGCGGGGCUUCUUCCAGCGCUGUCACCUGCGCGAGCACUACACCGUCCACACCAAACACAAACAGUUCACCUGCCUCACCUGCGGAAAAGGGUUUCUACGGCAACGCCAGCUGCGCCUGCACCAGGACAUGCACCGAGGUGUGGCGCGGUACGUUUGUCCCGUCUGUGAACAGGGGACUUUUCUGAAACAGGACCACGUACGUCACAUGAUCUCACACCUGUCGCCGGGGGAAACCAUCUGCCAGGUGUGUUUCCAGAUGUUCCCGGGGGCGGAGCAGCUGGAGCAGCACAUGGAGGUUCAUCUGUACGUCUGCUCCGUGUGCGGAGACAAGUUUAGACUCAGGAAGGACAUGAGGGCUCACUGCAGCACCGUGCACAACAAGAGAGUGUGACCCGCAACCGGACCCCGCAACCGGACCCCGCAACCGGACCCCGCAACCGGACCCCGCACCCGGACCCCGCAACCGGACCCCGUAACUGGACCCCGCACCCGGACCCCGCACCCGGACCC